AUAACUUGCUCGUUUUAUAAUCUCCGUCCAGUGAACGAUUCUGAACAAGUAAAAAACCGUCCUUCUCCAUUUUCUCCUCCCAAAUCGACAGCACAACAGGUGUUCAGAGAAGUCCGUUGCCUCCAUUAAUUCAAGAUGUCAGAAUUACCCUUCAGACCAAGAGAGAAGCUUAUUGAGAAGCAAAAAUAUUUCCAGGGUAUCCAUAAAUACACACACCUGAAAGGACCAAAUGAUAAGAUCACAUCUGUGGCAAUACCACUUGCCUUGGCAGCUUCUUCAAUCUUCCUGAUUGGAAGAGGGAUCUAUAAUAUGUCCCAUGGAAUAGGGAAGAAAGAAUGACGUGGCAGUUCUUUUGAGCGAGAUGAAACCUACUCGGAUCGGUUUUGUAUGUUUGUUUCCAUUAAUAAAUUUGCUCAGUAGUUGCAAAACUUUAUGGUCGCUGGUGGAAGUUGAAGUUGAGAGCUUCAAGGAAAUUUGUUAUUUCCUCCAAUUUGCUUUGAUGUAUGCAAUUUAUUUUAAAAAUUACUCUGUUUUGAAGGAAAUUCUAGGUGUCCAUGGUCACUUGCAAAACUGUGGUUAGACAUUAUCACAAAUUCAAAUCUCAGAUA
This is a messenger RNA of Prosopis cineraria, 608 nucleotides long. RefSeq lists its product as uncharacterized. NCBI's taxonomy places the organism in Eukaryota, Viridiplantae, Streptophyta, Magnoliopsida, Fabales, Fabaceae. The coding region runs from base 136 to 339 and encodes 67 amino acids. The transcript has 3 exons. The record is from RefSeq and is a predicted model, not a curated record.